AAUGAUUCCUCCCUGGGAAAAGAUCAGUUUACUACGGAUCGCAAGUCGAGAGACUGUUAAAUCAGAGCCAUGGGCCAUUUGAUACGCUGGAGCUGCCUGCUGAUCGUGCUGGUCUGUUACGGCACUCGAGGGGAUGAGGAGGACACAUACGGCACCACUGGUCGCCAUUUGCUGGCAAUCUACACAAAUCCGGACGUUAAUCGCGCCACAAAGGAACGAAAUCUACGUGAGAUGGCACAGUUCUAUGAUGCCUACCAAGAUCAAAUCGGCUUAAACUCCGAGGAACGACUACGCGCUGAGGAGCUACGCAAGCGAUACACUGAGGCCAUCAAAACGGGCGUCUUGGCGGAGGGUGAAGCCACGCGAGAGGGUACCAUUGGACCCAUUGUGGCCAAGUAUAUAGUGGAGGGUGUUGUGGAACUGGCGCGAGUCGUUCAAACCCAUCGAAGUUCCUCCUCUGCAAAGGGCAUUUACGUAAAUCGUGGCAUCACCAUUUUUGGAUUUGUUUUUUGUCUUCUUUUCAGCGUUUUAUUCAGAUGAAAAGUAUUUAUAGAUUUUUAUAUUUUUAAAUU
This is a messenger RNA of Drosophila obscura, 572 nucleotides long. RefSeq names its product protein Turandot X-like. The transcript has 2 exons. The record is from RefSeq and is a predicted model, not a curated record. Bases 70 to 540 code for a protein of 156 amino acids. Gene Ontology annotation, biological process: immune system process. Lineage: Eukaryota; Metazoa; Arthropoda; Insecta; Diptera; Drosophilidae.